Molecule: messenger RNA, 1278 nt
Organism: Juglans microcarpa x Juglans regia
Lineage: Eukaryota; Viridiplantae; Streptophyta; Magnoliopsida; Fagales; Juglandaceae
Product: NAC domain-containing protein 100-like
Exons: 3
Coding region: 34-1104 (356 amino acids)
Biological process (GO): regulation of DNA-templated transcription
Molecular function (GO): DNA binding
Source: RefSeq, a predicted model, not a curated record
UAUAAAAAAACUCCUCUAGCAGCUAGCUUGGUGAUGAAGAUGGAGGAAAGGGCGCAGCAGCAGCAGCUUCCUCCUGGGUUCAGGUUCCAUCCCACAGAUGAAGAACUCGUUACGUAUUAUCUGAAUCGGAAGGUGUCUGAUGUUAGUUUCACGUCAAAAGCUAUGGCAGUUGUUGAUCUCAAUAAGUGUGAACCAUGGGACCUCCCAGGCAAGGCCACCAUGGGGGAAAAAGAAUGGUAUUUUUUCAACUUGAGAGACCGAAAAUACCCAACAGGACUCCGCACCAACCGAGCCACUGCAGCAGGAUAUUGGAAAACCACAGGGAAGGACAAGGAAAUAUUUCGAGCAGGAAUGCUUGUUGGGAUGAAGAAAACCCUAGUAUUCUACAAGGGAAGAGCCCCCAGAGGUGAAAAAAGCAAUUGGGUUAUGCAUGAAUACAGGCAAGAAAACAAUCAUAAUAUCCCUCCUUUAAUCAAAUCCACAAAGGAUGAAUGGGUUGUGUGUAGGGUUUUCCAAAAGAAUGCAGUGAAAAAACCACAGCAAACGCCCACGCUUUCCUCACAGGCGCCAUCUGAUGAUCUUGAUUCUCCAUGCGACACAAACUCAAAUAUUGUAAACGAGUUUGGAGACAUUGAGAUGCCAAAUUUAAACAGCUUUCAUGCAAAUUCAUGCAACGGAUUUAAUAACAUAUCACCACAAAGCUGUUCCUAUAGCGAUAACAACAUUAAUGUUAACAUGAUGAACAUGAACUGGGCUGCAACAAGGGAUCAUGAUGAUCAUCAGGUGGCCACUACUGAUCUUUCAUCAUCCCUCUCGGCAUGGCCUUCUAGCCUUCAGCUAAGCUCUGGACUCUCGAUGAAUUCCUUGCUCCUUAAGGCAUUACAGCUUAGAAGUUAUCAGCAAAGAGAAGCUACAAAAACUCAUGAGUACUACUCGUACAUGAUGCCACAAGGUCAAGGGUUUUCUCAGUUUGGAAGCUGGGAUCACGAUUCAAGUACUAGUACUACUACAAAUUUGCAGGCCUCAAGUUCAUCUAAAGUAUUGGAAUCUGUGCUGCAACAGCAGCAGUACUCGGAGCAAUUAUUAAUGGACUCCAUUUGGUGAUCGAGCAGCCAACCUCAAGUACUUAAUUUGAGAACUAACUUUGUCGUUACAAAACUUUCUUAUGACUUAUGAUCAUAACCCUGGAACUCUUAUACAUUGUUAAUGCUGUUUCAAGGGGCUAAGCCCAUGCCAAUUAUGUUAUUGUAUCUUAAUUAUUUGUUCAGUUGGUGUCUA